CAAAGAAAAAAGAAAAAAGAAAAAAGAGCACAAACAAAAGAGGCAAAACUGAGAGAGCUUCAAUGUCUGUAACAGCAACUCACAUGAACACGAUCAAUCAUUUGUCAACAACCUGUAAAAUCCCCAAUUUCCAACCACCCAUUUGCGUCGAUCGCAGACUCGCUCUCUCUUUUCCUCGUAAACCCUAUUCCUUUUCUCAAUUGCUUCCCAAAACCCUGAAUGGCUCCUCUUCUUCCUCUGUCAAUCGCAGAUCGAGAUUCAAUAUCUCCAAGCGUUUCUCUGUUUCCAUGGAGUGGCAAGACUGCACAGUGAAGAAGGAAGUGGAUGUUCCAGUAUCAGUAGCGUAUGAUUUCUACUUGGAUCGUGAAUCUUUCCCUAAAUGGAUGCCUUUCAUUUCAUCCGUAGAGGUGUUGAAAGAUAAGCCUGAUCUAUCACGUUGGUCACUCAAGUACAAUGCUUUUGGUCAAGACAUCAAGUAUUCUUGGCUUGCUCGGAAUCUGCAGCCUACUCCUAACCAGAAAAUCCAUUGGAGAUCUCUUGAAGGUCUUCCUAAUAAAGGCAGCGUUCGGUUUUUCCCUAAAGGUCCUUCAUCGUGCAUCGUAGAACUAACCGUAUCAUAUGAAGUUCCUGCGCUUUUAACCCCCGUGGCAUCGGUGCUCCGGCCUUUUUUGGAAAGCUUGCUUAGAGGUGGUCUUGAAAGAUUUGCAACCUUGGCUAAAACCACUUGAAGAAAAGGACUCUGUAUGUAUCUCUGCAUCUUCCUGAUUCUGUGUGUUUGGUAUAUAUAUGAUCCGGAAGCUUGAUUAUAUCCCAUGAUUAGGGCUUUUAUACUGUGACUUUUGUAUGAUUAAAGUAUCAAUCUUUAUACCUCUCAUAACAGAAGUUAUUGUUUA
Messenger RNA from Eutrema salsugineum, 893 nucleotides. RefSeq lists its product as uncharacterized. Lineage: Eukaryota; Viridiplantae; Streptophyta; Magnoliopsida; Brassicales; Brassicaceae. The record is from RefSeq and is a predicted model, not a curated record. The coding region runs from base 63 to 728 and encodes 221 amino acids. The transcript is spliced from 8 exons.